UUCGUGUUAACAUCAAAAUGGCUGCGCCCAUGGCCUCGUAUUCUGCGGUAAAACUGGCUCUAAAUCCAGUAAAAACAUGCCACUUGUGGAACUCUGUAUCGGCAAGAAACGUUCUUCCAUCUUUCAACCAGGCAAUCUUUCACAAUGAGAAGAGGAGAUUCUGUGCAGAGAGUAGUCAACCUCUCACCCAGGUCACUCAGGUAGACGGCAUCAGGAAGAUUACUCUUAGCAAUCCUAAAAAGAGGAAUGCUCUUUCACUUGCCAUGCUUAGCAGAGUCACAGAGGAGCUAACUCAAGAUGUUGAUGAUGGCAACCUAAGGGCAAUCAUCAUUGCUUCCCAGGGACCAGUCUAUUCAGCAGGUCAUGACCUCAGGGAAUUGACCACCAGGACAGGUCGUGCCUACCAUACAGAGGUGUUUAAGAAGUGCUCUGAAAUGAUGAUGCUCAUUGAAGAUCUUCCUGUGCCUGUCAUUGCUCAAGUCAAAGGUCUUGCCACUGCAGCUGGAUGCCAACUGGUAGCCAGUUGUGACAUUGCCGUAGCUGCAGAGACAGCUAGAUUUGCUACCCCAGGUAUAUCAGUAGGUCUGUUUUGUUCCACACCUGCUGUUGCUAUGGGCCGAGCAGUCCCUAAGAAGAUUGCGAUGCAGAUGCUCCUUACAGCCGAACCCAUCACUGCUGAAGAGGCUCUGAGACAUGGCUUGAUCAGCAAUGUGGUACCUGAAGAAACAGUGGAAGAAGAAACUAUGAGGAUAGCCCAAAAGAUAUGCGAGUACAGUGGAUCUGUCAUCUCUCUUGGAAAAGCCUGCUUCAACACACAAAUGAAGAUGGACAGAAACUCAGCUUAUGACCAUGCAAGUGAUGUAAUGGUGAACAAUUUAUCUCUGGUGGAAGGGCAGGAGGGAAUUGAUGCAUUCGUCAAUAAAAGGUCACCAGUCUGGAAGCAUGGCUUUGAUAAAGCGCAUGAUUGAGACAUUUCUCCCCUUC
Messenger RNA from Lytechinus variegatus (green sea urchin), 984 nucleotides. RefSeq names its product enoyl-CoA hydratase domain-containing protein 3, mitochondrial-like. The coding region runs from base 18 to 968 and encodes 316 amino acids. Gene Ontology annotation, cellular component: mitochondrion. The transcript has 9 exons. Gene Ontology annotation, molecular function: hydro-lyase activity. The record is from RefSeq and is a predicted model, not a curated record. Lineage: Eukaryota; Metazoa; Echinodermata; Echinoidea; Temnopleuroida; Toxopneustidae.